This is a messenger RNA of Anguilla anguilla (European eel), 1606 nucleotides long. RefSeq names its product E3 ubiquitin/ISG15 ligase TRIM25. Gene Ontology annotation, molecular function: protein binding. Bases 117 to 1481 code for a protein of 454 amino acids. The transcript has 6 exons. NCBI's taxonomy places the organism in Eukaryota, Metazoa, Chordata, Actinopteri, Anguilliformes, Anguillidae. The record is from RefSeq and is a predicted model, not a curated record.
AGACCGUCGUGCGUAAAAAGCUUUCUGGGAAAUUGAGUCAGAACUGUAGAAGUUAUCAACGCUAGUUACAUUACAGUUUCGGUUUCCUCGCAAAUAAUGACACAGAAACGACAGCAAUGGAAUCGCUGCCAAAGGACAUAUUUGUGAAGAUAGCGAAAAGUCUUAAGUGUUGGAUUUGUUUCGAGGUUUUUAAUGACCCUGCAACAUCAUCUUGUGGUAAACACACUUAUUGUUUGGAGUGCUUGAAAAAACACUGUGAAGGCAAGGUGAGAAGCUGCCCAGAGUGCAGGAAAGAAUUUCACAAGGGUUAUAAACCGCAGAAAAAUAUAGCUCUUUGUAAUAUUGUCAGUAUUUGUUCUCGACCGUAUCUGGACGACAUUUUAAGCAAUGAAGACUUGCCGUCCUCUGCCAAGAAACCAGAAGUCGCAGACGAAAGUGAGCAUAAUCUGCAAACACUGAAGAGAAAACUAACACACUUGACAUCAGAAAUUAAGAGCCUGGAUGACAUUCUUUCCAAAAAAUGUAAAACCAAGGAGCAAAGCAAAGACAUUGCCUCGGCAUCAAAUGAGAGAGAGAAUUUAACUGAUGGAAAAAAUGCACCACAGUAUGUGCCAUGGGAAUUACCCGAGGAGCGUCUUGAAAACAUGACAAACAGCAUCAGGCUAGGGCUGGAAUGUUUGACUGACGCCCUCUGUCUGUUAGAACCGUUAGACGUCCCUUCCCAGGAUGUUGACUUGGGGCAAAAUUUGGGAGAGAGCCUGCAAGAAAAUCCGCUCCCAGCAGAGCUGUCCACUGUUGCAUGGCAACAACAGGACGCCGAGCAGACACCUGAGCAACCUGUUACUCUGUUGCAGCUUGAAGGAGGCCCGUCAGAUUCGCACGGUGAAGAACAGGGCGUUUCCAUGGAGCUGGGGACUGAGGCAGAGGAAGCUGGGCCAUCAGCUGGGCUGAACGAUUGUUUGGAACGUCUCUCCUUCAGUCCUCAGCUGGCGCACAAGUACCUGAUCUUCUCAGACGACAACCGCCGAGUCCAGGUGCGGAGACGGAGCCUCGGGCGCCCGCCGUCUCACACCGACCGCUUCGACGUCAGCCAGGCGAUGGCGGACCAGGAGUUCAGCAGCGGCGUGCAUUACUGGGAGGUGGACACGUCCCAGAGCUCGGGCUGGGCCAUCGGUGUGGCUUACUCCGGACUGGGCCGAGGGGAGAAGCUGGGCCGCACCCCCAGCUCCUGGUGCCUGGAGUGGAGCUCUAGUAAGCUGUGCUAUUGGCAUGGCAACCACAGUGAGCACAUCAAGCACGAAUGUCCCAGCAAGGUCAGAGUCAUGCUUGAUAUGGACAGUGGCUCCCUGGCCUUUUCCAGCACGACAGACAACCUGAUUCUGUUGCACAGUGUAGAGGUGCAGUUCACCAGACCUGUGAGACCAGCGUUUUGGCUGUACGGGCUAAAGCCUGGAAAUUCUUUGGCUCUCGUUGUACCCUAGGUGUAGGUAAAAGUCUGGCUCUGACUUGUCAAAUGUAUUGUUUUGCAUAUAUUAUAUUUUUAUAUGUGAAUGGUGUGUGUACCCUGUGAUGAAUUUGCGACCUGUCCAGGGUGUAUUACUGCAAC